AUCCCCCACUCUCUCCCUCCUAAAAUAUACAAACAAACCCAAACCCAUAAACCCUCUCCGGAAACCAUGAAAUCUUUGGGUGUCUGAAAGACCAAGAGAAAUGGGUGCAACAGCAGUUGGGGAAGAAGGAGAAGUGAGAGUGGGAAGCAUAGUGUGGGUGCGCACAAAAAAUGGGAUAUGGUGGCCAGGAACAGUCAUGUCUGAUCAUCACCACUUUCCUUUUACUGCUUCUAGAGCUAAAAUCAAGCUUCUUGGCCGAGAUAACGCCUCCGUGGAUUGGUACAAUCUGGAGAGCUCUAAGCGCAUAAAAGCCUUUAGGUGUGGAGAAUUUGAUGAAUGUAUUAGAAAGGCUGAAUCUACAAAGGCAUUGGCUUCAACCAAGAACCUCAAGUAUGCCCGUCUUGAAGAUGCCAUUCUUUGUGCUCUUGAGCUCGAGAGGCAGGUGGUGCAAAACAAGCUUAAAAGGCCAGGGAGUGAUAUGCAGCAAGAAUCUUGUUCCAGGGCGAAAAGAAGCAAGCGCGUCUAUUUUUCCCUUGAAUCAAGAGAUUGUAUGGAGCAAUCGUCGAAGGGAUCACCAAACCCUUUCCAUGCUUCUGCUAAAAGUACCCCUGAAUCAGUGAAAUCAGAUUCUUCUGAGAGUGAGAAUGAAGUACAAAUGACAAGUUCAAAAGCGCCAUCAGAUAUAUAUGUGAAGCGACAUAAGAACGUGUACAGAAAGAGCCGAGGUGGAAUCAGAUACUCCUCUGAGUCCUCUGUUGAUGACAAGACUGCAGGUUCUGCUACGCUGAAAAAAUGCAAAACGAAAAGGAAACUGAGUAUUCAACAGGUUUGCAGGAGGCCUGUGGCUCGAGAUGAUGAUAGGAGUUGCGUCUUAGACUACAAAGGAGCUGUCCCUGCACCCCGCCAAAUUUUUGGAGGCAGUUAUUUGAGAGAGAAGAACGAAUGCCACUUUGGUUCAGCGUUUUCCAGAGAUGCCAAGGAAACAUUGAUAGAUGUGGAGAUUGAAGUUCUAGCUAGCUACAGAGAAGUGCAUGUUCCCCUUGUCAGUAUGAUGAGCAGAUUAAACGGAAAGGCAAUUGUAGGGCACCCCGUUAACAUAGAAGUGCUAGAAGGCACGGGAGAAGCUCGAGUUCUAAAGAAGAAUCUUGGUGAGGAAUUGCUCCACAGCCAUUUGAGUCGAACAUGUCAACUAGUUUGGAAAACUUCUAAGAGGACUCCUGUCAGUUAUUCGCCUCUUUUGCCUUCAACCUGUGAGGACAAGAAGAUUACUCGAGCCUGUGAAAGUUUUGGAGGCUUGACUUGCUCAGCAAAGAUAAGCGAUCUGUCUAAAACAGCAGUUCCUGUAAAAUCAUUGAAAAAGCAGCAGAUUUCAAACAGGUCAAGAAAAGUCUUCCACGCUAAUAGGUUGAGGAGCGUUGGCAAUCCAGAUAAUCUGCAGAGUGGCAUGAACGAUGGGGGGGUGUACAAAGGAGAAGCUAUGCUGCCAUCUGUUGCUUGUGUCCCGGUGAAGGACAUUUUUGGUAAAUUACUAGCUGCUGUUAGUAAGGCAUGACAAUUGACAAAACCAUGGAACUAACAUAGGAAUCACAUCAUGUUCUACAGAUGGGUUUAAACUAGAAUAGCUUUUGGUAACUAAACAUAGGGAGGGUUGUGCCUGGAUUGAAAUCCCGAUACGCAUAUACUAAAGACAGUAGCUUUUGUGGAUAUUACUGCUGAUUAAGACUCUUAGAGAAUAGCUAAGGAUGUAGAUUGACAUAUCUAACUAUGUUGACUAGUGAAGAUCACUAAACAUAGAUAGCAAUGUGCAGUGGCUUGUUAUCCUUGUCUGCAUUCUGAUAUUAAGUGCCUGAUUGGUUUAAUGGCAGAUAAGUUGUAAUUGUUUCCUUGUUUAACUUGAUCAGAAUGUAAUGGUUCCUGAAAUAUAUUCUCUACUGAUAAGACUGCAAA
Ipomoea triloba (trilobed morning glory) is the source of this 1947-nucleotide messenger RNA. RefSeq lists its product as uncharacterized. The record is from RefSeq and is a predicted model, not a curated record. Bases 101 to 1552 code for a protein of 483 amino acids. The transcript has 4 exons. Lineage: Eukaryota; Viridiplantae; Streptophyta; Magnoliopsida; Solanales; Convolvulaceae.